UCCGAACAAGUCUGAACUGUUCUCCUGCUGCCCCUGAUGUUGCUGCUUGUGUUGAGACCACACCAGGCAAGGCUGUCCCAGUAACCAGGAAAAAAAGGUUUUGCAGUCUUGAUGCUCUUCUGCAGGGAUGCAGGAUAGCAGCUGUUGAGCUCCACAAGUGCUGCAUGAUACUUUGUGACACACAGGAGCCCAGAGCCGUGGUGCACUGCAGACACUGAUCUGGGAGCGCAGGCUGGAUAUGCUACAGGUGGAGAGGCGAGGAGCAGCAGGUUGUAGCGCACUACACGGAGCAAAGGACCACAGGUUGUAAAGAUGAGGCGCUGGAUUUUCACUGUGUCGCUGCUGCUGUCACUCUUGACACACACUGAAGCUCAGGGCAGGUGUAAUAAUGUGCAAGUAGCAGACAUUGUUUUUCUGGUGGAUGGAUCUUCCAGUAUUGGGAAAGCUAACUUCCUGCAGGUGAAGGGUUUUAUAGCCGGAAUCAUCAAACCCUUUGCAAGCUCUGUCAGUGAGAGACGAAUUCGCUUUGGGGCGAUACAGUACAGUGACACCUCCAGGGUAGAGUUCACCUUGACAACUUACCUAAAUGGCACAGAGCUAGUCAAGGCUGUGCAGAAUCUCAACUACAAGGGUGGAAAUACACGCACCGGCGCUGGUCUCAAGUUUGUCGCUGAUAAUUUCUUCAACCCCACAUACAGCCGGGAUGUCCCAAAGAUCACUAUCUUGAUCACGGACGGGAAGUCUCAGGACAGCGUGCAGGAACCAGCGCAGAAGCUGCGCAGUCUUGGGGUGCACAUCUUUGCAGUUGGUAUCAAGAGCGCAGACAGCGAUGAACUGUCUGAGAUUUCCUCCAAGCCUAGCAGCGAUUUCACCUCCUUUGUCGGUGACUUCAAACUGCUCAACACUCUUCUUCCACUUGUGAACCCCCGGGUGUGCUCCAAAGCUGGCGGAGUCUAUGCAAGUGAUGAGGCGUAUUCCAGUCCAGCCAACAUUCAGUUCACAGGCGUGACGUCUGAUUCACUAAGGUUCCGCUGGAAUUCUGCAGGCGGGCCCUUGAGGGGCUAUGUCGUCCAGUAUGUGCCCCUCUCUGGCCAGGGUCAACCUAUCACAGCAGAACUGCGGCAGGAGACACUGUCUGCCAGUCAGAGAAGCUUCACUGCACGAGCUCUAAGGUCGGGAACAGACUACCUAGUGACUGUCAUUGCUCAAUACCCCAACAGUGUCGGAGAAUCAGUUUCCGCUAAUCAACAAACCAGGUCCUUGCCUGGGAUCUCAGGUCUUCAUUUGAUCCAAGCAGGCUUCUUCACUCUCUUUCUGGGCUGGGAUCAGCCUUCAUCUCCUGUCCAGGGAUACCAACUGACCUACGGACCAAGAGGUCAGCCAUCUGGCCAGGUAUUGGUGGAGUCUCUAUCUGCAGAUUCCACAUCUGUCAACCUGGAGUCACUUCAACCUGACACGGAAUACGUCAUUAGUCUCUACCCUCUAUUCCCCCGAAACUCUGCGUCUCCAGCCACUCUCAAUGCCCGCACACUGCGCCUCGAGGCAGUGCAGCAGUUAUCAGUGGAGACUGAGUCAGAGAGCAGCGUUCAUGUGCUGUGGAGAGGCGCCAGCGGUGCGCUGGCCUACCGUCUGGCAUGGGGAUCAGUCACAGGUCAAGAUGUUGAAACUGUAGAGCUCGCAGGAGACAGCGAGACAUACACUUUAUCUCAACUUCAGCCAGACACCGAGUACAUCCUCACUGUGAUUCCACUCUAUCAGGGCAAUGUUGAGGGACCCAGGGAAACAGCCAGAUUCAAGAUAGAGCGCCAGCUGCAACAAGUCCUCAAUGCAGCCAUCACCAGCCCCUCCUCCAUCCGCCUCACCUGGAGAAUCAUUCCCUCGUCUCAGGGGUACCGCCUGGAGUGGCGGGCGGGUGAAGGUGGCCGUCCACAGACCUUGUCUUUACCCAGGAGCACCAGCAAAUACGAGCUUACUGGGCUUCAACCCAACACAGAAUACCUUAUCACCCUGUACACGCUGUUUGAGGGUCGUGAGGAGGCCACACUGAUCUCCACCACAUCCCGAGAAGUGCAGCCAGUGGGGAGGGUGUCCAACCUGAGAGUCUUGGAGUAUUUAGGCAGUACGGUGAGACUUGGCUGGACUGGUGUAUCUGGGGCCACACAGUACCGCAUCAUUAUCCAAAGCCCUGAGGUGGGAUUACAAAAUGUUCAGAUUCUCCCCGGUAAUCAGACGACUCUUGACCUCCGAGACCUGAUUGGGGGAGUUUCCUACGAUGUGAGUGUCACACCACUGGCGGGAGACAAUGAAGGGGAGCCAGUCAGUGUCUUUGUCAGACCAGAGCAAGGCAUUGGCAGAGUGUCAAACCUCAGAGUGGCACAGGCAAACAGCCGGAGAAUUCGAAUAGCCUGGACAGGUGUCAAUGGAGCGACAGGUUACAGGAUUACAUGGAGACAAGGCAAUAGUGGAGAGCUGUCUCGUGAUGUGGGGCCAGAAGCCUCUGUCUUUACGAUAGACGGCCUGCAGCCCGAUGAGGCGCUGGUGUUCGGUGUGGCGGCCAUAGUAAACGGCCGUGUCGGGGAGGCCUUGACGCUGUCCUCUCGGACUAACCCACAUAGUGGGACGGUUUAUGGCCUUCGCGUAGUUGACGUCUCACCUCAUAGGAUACGCCUAGAAUGGUCACCCUCCUUAAGGGCAACUGGCUAUAAGAUCAGAUGGCGCAGUGAUGAUGGAGUGGAAACAACUCGGAAUGUCGCAGCUGAUGUCUCUUCCUUCACCAUCGACAGCCUCCAGUCAGACACUAUUUACAGCGUGUUUGUGUCUGCUCUGAGUGGCUCUCGAGAGGGAAGUCCCGGGUCCCUUAGUGUCAGAACAGAACCCGAUCAGUCGUCUGUCGGCACGGUGACGUCGCUCCAAGUCCAGGAGAACCCAGGGGAGGUUGUCAGAGUGUCUUGGGUUGGCGUACGAGGAGCAACGGCCUAUCGGGUGUCAUGGAAAAGAGCAGAUGGUGGCGAGGAGACAAGUCAGUUGGUGGGUGGGGACGUGACCGUCGUGGAUUUGGAUCGACUGGAUCCCGGAGCCCAGUAUGUGGUGAAGGUCAUGGCUUUAAUUCAGAGCCGUGAAGGAACGCCAGUGUCUGUCCGAGUCACCACGCCUGGUGCAACUUCCCUCCCAACCACAGAAUUAAGAGUAGCAGACGUUACUCAGAAUUCUGUGCGGCUGAGCUGGCAGCCCUUACCAGGGGUCCGAGGGUAUUUUCUGCGCUGGAGAAAGGAAACGGACCGGAGUCCAGGCUUAUCCGUCACACUGCCUGACUCUUCCAGUUCUUACCAGGUGACUGGGCUUCGUCUGGGCCAUCAAUACCGCUUUAGCAUACAGCCCACUUUUGAAAGUGGACUGGGAAGAGAGAGCUUUGCCACUGAACGCACUGUGUGUCUCGGUGGACGUCUGGAUGUGGUCUUUCUCGUGCCCGCAUCUACUGAUCGGACUAACCUUGCCGGACCUUUGCAUGCUCUUCUCACAAGUGCAGUUGGUUCAUUCAACACUAUUGGAGUGCGCGACUCACAGGUGGGGGUUGUUGUGUAUGGUUAUAGACCCAAAAUCUGGUUCCAACUCAAUCGUCACAGCAGAUUAGACACCCUGCUCCAAGAAAUCCAGUCAACACCCUUCGGUGAAAGUCCCGGAAACAACAUUGGCCAGGCAGUGAAUUUCGCCACACAGUAUCUUCUGACCACCUCAGCUGGAAGGAGGCCAAGGGUACCCGGGGUUGUUGUCAUCAUUGCUGACAAAAAAUCUGUGGACAACCUCACACUUGCAGCUUCAAACCUCCGAGCAACAGGUGUGACCGUGUUGGCAGUCGGUGUAGAUCAGGCAAAUACCGAGGAACUGCGGCAAGCAGUGACAGACGGCAGCACACAGAACAUUCUAUAUGUGCGCGAUGCCUCCCAGUUGGACGCGCUACAUACUGGUCUGGCAGACUUGCUUUGCGGUAUUGCCAGAAUACCAGGGGGAAUCCCAGGUCCAGAACCGUGUAGUGUUCAGUGUCCACAGGGAGCGAAAGGAGAUCGUGGAGAGAAGGGUGAGAGAGGCAGAGACGGUGUCGAUGGGCGGCAAGGAGACCCUGGUCGGGAUGGUUUUCCCGGAAGAGAAGGUCCGAGGGGUCCUGAAGGGCGUCCAGGUCUACCAGGGCCUGCCGUCCCUAUUGAACCCUCAUUGGGGGCAAAAGGCGAUAAGGGGGAGAGAGGGUUUCCCGGUAUUGAUGGAAAUCCAGGUCUACCAGGGAGACCAGGUCCCCCGGGAAAUACAGGACUUCCUGGUUCACAGGGUCUACUUGGUGUCAGAGGAAGCCAAGGUGAACCCGGUGUGACAGGGUCACAAGGACCAAAGGGAGAUAGAGGAGAAAGGGGAGAGCCAGGAUCUACAUCGGGAGGAGUUUUUCCAGGGAGGAAGGGAGAACCAGGCAUCCUAGGAAUACCUGGGACCCCCGGUCGGCCAGGCAGCGACGGUGCUAAAGGUACUUCAGGACAACCAGGUAUACCAGGGCAGGAUGGUCGCCCAGGGCUACCAGGAACGCCAGGACUCUCCAUCAAGGGAGACAAGGGCAGCUCUGGAGAGAGGGGACCUCCAGGAGUUGGCAGCGGGGUGGCCAUAGCUGGCGAGAAGGGCUCCCCAGGUUCUCCGGGAGCUCCAGGAGUGCAAGGUCCUAGAGGGCUGUCUGGAUCACAGGGGACGAAAGGGGACAAGGGUGACAGUGCUGUUGGGCUGCCCGGACUAACAGGCAGGCCGGGCGAUCCUGGUGACAGGGGUCCUCGUGGGCCCCCAGGAGAAAUUGGCAGUAAGGGUGAUCGAGGCCAGUCGGGUGAGCCUGGAUCGCAGGGAGACCGGGGAGAAAGAGGACUUGUUGGUGAAACAGGAGAGAGAGGGGACCCAGGAAAGCCAGGAGCCCCAGGACCACCGGGAUUGAGGGGUUCCCCAGGGCCCAGUGGAGCGGCAGGAGAAAAGGGAAGUGAAGGUGCACGAGGCGAACCAGGGCGAAGUGUUCCUGGUCCCAUUGGAAAGAAAGGGGAACAGGGAGAGCCGGGGCUGCCUGGUUUUGAGGGGACCAAAGGAACAAAGGGAGACCCAGGACAGAGAGGGGAGAAAGGAUCUCCGGGGUCAGGCUUGGGCACAAGUGGAGCUAAAGGAGAGCGAGGAGAGGCAGGAACUCCAGGUAUCAGCGGCAGGCCGGGUGCCAAGGGAAACCCGGGUGAACCGGGAGAGAGUGGAGAGGACGGGCGGCCGGGAAUCCCAGGGAAACUUGGUCUUCCUGGGAAACAGGGAGAACGAGGGGAGAAGGGGGAUGAAGGCACCCCUGGGGAAUCAGGACUUCCGGGGAAGCCCGGAGAACGAGGAGUGAGGGGACUCACUGGACAGUCAGGGCGGUCUGGAGAAAAGGGAGACGUCGGAGAGCCAGGGGAGCCAGGGCGAAAUGGCAGCCCUGGACUCACAGGGCCCAGAGGAGAGAAGGGACUACAGGGAAUUCAAGGACCUACAGGGCCACCAGGGAAACUGGCUGACAUUCAGGGCCAGUUGAAAGGCGAGAGAGGGGAGAAGGGCAACACAGGAAAUCCAGGCGCGAACGGCAGCAACGGUCAGAAAGGUGAAGCCGGAAAUCCUGGAGCUGUAGGCCCAAGAGGUCCUGAGGGACAACGUGGGCAUGCAGGCUCCAGAGGUGACAGUGGAGAAAGAGGAACGCCUGGAGAGAAGGGAGAAAGGGGAGCCUCCGGGUUGGAUGGUCGUCCUGGUCUGGAUGGUAAACCAGGUGUUGCCGGUCCACCUGGUCAGAGGGGUGAUCCUGGGAAAUCAGGCGACCCUGGAAGAGAUGGUUUGGCAGGACUUCGAGGUGAACAGGGUCUCCGAGGGACUGGAGGCGCUCCAGGUACUCCAGGGACACCCGGCAAAGCAGGAGAAGACGGCAAACCUGGGCUUCCUGGCAAAAUGGGUGAGGAUGGUUUGCCAGGAGAGGAUGGGCGAAAGGGUGAUAGAGGAGGCGUCGGAGCUACUGGACGAGAUGGCCGUGACGGGCAAAAAGGAGAGCGGGGUCUCACUGGGCCUACAGGCCCUGCUGGCCCCUCGGGAUCUACUGGACUGCCUGGCAGUAUAGGUCCUCCUGGACAGGUUGUGUACGUCAAAGGAUUUGAAGCAGCACCGAUCCCAGGCCCCCAAGGCCCCCCAGGAACACCUGGUGUACCGGGGAUUCCUGGAGCUGUGGGUGCUCGGGGUGAGCGAGGUCCUCCUGGUCUAAAAGGUGAAACUGGGGACCCAGGAGAGGACGGAGCACCUGGCAAACCUGGAACUGCACUGGAUGUACAGAGGGCACUUGCCAAUCUCGGAAUUCAGGUGUCUGACCUGAAGGCGGUUGUGGACGCCAAGAACACCGCCAUGACUUCUCCACUAGUGAGGGCAGAGAGAGGUGAAAAAGGAGACAGAGGUGAAGCCGGUCUGAGAGGAGCAUCUGGUGCAGAUGGGUCACGUGGCUUUCCGGGGGACAGAGGGGCAAAGGGGGAACAAGGCGAGAGAGGUCUGAUAGGAACACCUGGGCCUCCAGGGAGAGCCAUUGGAGAGCUAGGGCCAGUGGGACCUCCAGGACCAGCGGGAGAGCCAGGAAAGCCAGGAAUUCCAGGUGUGCCGGGGCGAGCUGGAGAACUCGGAGAGGCUGGUAGACCAGGGGAGAAGGUCAGGAAGAACACUGUGUAUAAGGACUUUUUUAUUGUACUGAAGGUGAUUCUUCUAAUAUCCCACAUUGUGCUUCAGGGUGACAGAGGAGAGAAGGGAGAUAGAGGUGAUACUGGUAAACUGGGGCUUACGGGGCUGCCUGGUCCAUCGGGUCAAAAGGGCGAAUCUGCUGACUCAGUACUAAUUGGUGCACCUGGCACCAGAGGCCCUCCUGGACUUGUAGGACCUAAAGGAGACUCUGGUGUUCCUGGGCCACCAGGAGCCAAAGGUGACCGGGGAUAUGAAGGACCCCGUGGUGAUAAAGGAGGCAGAGGCGAGUCUGGGGAGAAGGGACAUCAUGGCGCACAGGGAACAGCAGGAGAACCUGGUAAACCUGGUCAGGAUGGUAAACCGGGUCUAAUGGGGCUGGCUGGUCCUCGAGGCCUACCGGGAAACCCAGGAGAACCUGGCAUCAGGGGGUUAACUGGCUCCAUAGGUCCAAAUGGACUUCCUGGUCCACCAGGUGUGAAGGGUAGUCAAGGAGAACCAGGUGUUGGUGUUCAGGGUCCUCCUGGUGCCCAAGGUAGCACAGGACUGCCAGGAAACCCAGGUCCUCCAGGAGCUGUAGGUCCACAGGGGCCUCCAGGCUUGUCAGGGCAGGUGGGAGAAGCAGGAAAACCUGGGGUACCUGGAAGAGACGGAGUGUCUGGAAAAGAUGGAUUACCUGGAUUGCCAGGGAAGCAGGGAAUUGUUGGGCCUCCAGGUCAGCCAGGCUUUAAGGGAGAGCAGGGAGACAGUGGUCCACCAGGGAAGGCUAUGGCAGGACUUCCUGGUGUCAAAGGAGAGAAGGGUGUUCCAGGACAAACUUUGCCAGGAAUUCCAGGUGAGCGAGGCCUACCUGGUGAAAAGGGUGGCCGGGGAGACAGAGGUGUUGCUGGCAUCAGGGGCGAACGAGGCGAGGUUGGUGAAGCGGGACCGACGGGAGAAAACGGGAAGCAAGGUCCACCUGGGCUAAAAGGAGAUAAGGGUGAAAGGGGCAUCGGAAUGUUAGGUCCUGCAGGUAACGUUGGACCGCAGGGUUUAAAGGGAGAUCAAGGUCUUCCUGGUCCAGCUGGUCUUCCGGGGCUGCAGGGUAAGUCCGGGCAUAGUGGGCCUCCUGGUCUGAGAGGAGAAAAUGGGGAACCAGGACGUCCUGGGCCACCGGGAGAGAGGGGUCUCCAAGGAUUUCUGGGCCGGGUGGGAAAUACCGGACCUCCUGGUCCUGUUGGAUCUCCUGGACAAGCUGGUUCUUCUGGUGUAGACGGGGCCAAAGGAGACAAGGGUGAAACUGGACUUGGCGUGACAGGGCCAAGAGGAGAGAGGGGAGAACCAGGAACCAGAGGUGAAGAAGGUCGCCCGGGCUUGGCUGGAGAGAGGGGGCUCACGGGUCCACCAGGGGUGCGUGGUGCUCACGGAGAGAAGGGAGCUAUUGGCCUGCAAGGGGACAAAGGAGAGAAGGGGGACACCAAACUGAUUGGGGGACCUCCUGGAGAAAAGGGCAACAGAGGAGAACAAGGUGACAGAGGGCCCAAAGGUGUGCAAGGAGAAAAAGGAGCAAAGGGUCAAGAGGGACCACCAGGGGAGCAGGGGCUGAGGGGAGAGCCCGGGGAACGAGGAUCCACCGGAUUCCAUGGUGCUCGCGGUCCUGGUGGACAGAAGGGAGAAGCAGGUCAGGCCGGUGAGCCUGGUGAAGCGGGCUUGCCAGGAAAAGACGGACUGCUCGGGCGCAAAGGUGACAAAGGAGAGCUCGGCAUCGUCGGGAUGAGAGGAAUUAAGGGCGACCGGGGAUCCAAGGGGCUUUGUGGAGGCGAUGGACCCAAAGGAGAGAAGGGGGAUAAUGGCUUUCAUGGGCGACCAGGCCUACCAGGAAGAAAAGGAGAUCAGGGGGAUGUCGGCCCCUCUGGAGCCCCAGGGAUCCCAGGAAAAGAGGGCCUAGUCGGUCCCAAGGGGGACCGCGGCUUUGAUGGGGUCGAGGGCGCCAAAGGAACCCAGGGCGACAAAGGCGAAAGGGGGACGCCUGGUGUCCCUGGCCCUCCUGGGUCUAGAGGACCGGAUGGAGCACCUGGACUGACAGGCCCCCAGGGAACGGCUGGUGCGAAAGGCCCUGAAGGGCUCCAGGGACAGAAGGGAGAGAGAGGGCCUGCCGGUCCCGCCAUGGUGGGUCCACGUGGUGUUCCCGGGAUCCCAGGGGAACGUGGCGAGUCGGGGGAGAUGGGCCCAGAUGGAGCCAAGGGAGAAAGAGGAGAGCCAGGCAUGACGGAGACCGAGGUCAGAGAGUAUGUACGCACGGAGAUGAGUCAGCACUGUGCAUGUGGAGGUGAGUGAGCCGUUGGACCGCAGAGGGAAGGAUAGACAGACAGGCUGUGAUUCAGCAUGAGUCAUAUAGCACAUAUGCUGCGGCAGGCUCUGCAUUGAUAGCAGGCGGUGUAGUGUAAUGUGCGCACAUCUGAACUCCUUCAAAUGCAUCUCAACCUUAGGUCCAAAAAGUGAUCGGUGACGACACAACAUUAGUUUAAUAUUUAAACUUUCUUAAAAUAUCAGUUUGGGCCCAUGUAGAGAUUUCAAAUACUCUUAACAGCUAGUGUGAGAGUAAAUCAACUUAAUUACAACAUCCAUCCAUCCUUUUUCUUUACCUCUUAUCCUCAUUAGGUUACAGGUUAGUUGGAGCCUAUGCCAGCUGGCGAGAGGCGGGGUUACACCCUGAACUGGUUGUCAGCCAAUCACAAGGCUAAUUAGAACAUAUUGCAAAUAAAAGAGUAAUAAGUUCUGCACACACAAAAAUGCAGAACAAAAUGUGGUAGAUUACGUGCUAUAAAACCCGAUUUACAGUCCAAUCUUGUAUACUGUAAUUAGAUGAUACGAUACUAAUAAACCGUGGUCGACAUUGUGUGGCCAUUUUAUUUUAUUUUUUUCCAUUAACAGGGUGCCUGAAAUACAUAAAUACAAUGCGAUUAAAAACGAUUUUUAUAACUACUGACUAUAUCGCCCAAGUCUGAUCAAUAUAGUUCACCAAUUGCUUUUAUAUUGAGAUUUUGUGGACACACUAUGUGUUAAAUAAUAUGGUACAUAUGUAAAAAGUAAAAAAAAAAAAAUUUUUUUUAAAGUGCUAUGAGAUAUUCUUUAAUAAUAUGAUGCUUCAUUUUGAUUGACUUGUAAGAGAGGUAUUUAUUUAACAAUAACUUAAUUAUUGUUUCGUGUGUAAGCGUGCAGCAUCAUACUGUAAUAUUCCGUGUUCUCGUGUUGGCAAAAUGAAAGAUGCUAUGUUGUCAAAUAUAAAAUGCAUUCAUAAUUAAUUCAGACAAUAUGUAAAAUUAUCCAUCCAUCCAUCCAUUUUCUGAGCCGCUUCUCCUCACUAGGAGCCUAUCCCAGCUAUCAUCGGGCAGGAGGCGGGGUACACCCUGAACUGGUUGCCAGCCAAUCGCAGGGCACAUAGAAACAAACAACCAUUCGCACUCACAGUCAUGCCUACGGGCAAUUUAGAGUCUCCAAUUAAUGCAUGUUUUUGGGAUGUGGGAGGAAACCGGAGUGCCCGGAGAAAACCCACCCAGGCACGGGGAGAACAUGCAAACUCCAGCCAGGCGGGGCCGGGGAUUGAACCCGGGUCCUCAGAACUCUCUCUCAGCGUCAGGCCCUGUCACUCGCUCCCAGCCCGUGG
Phycodurus eques (leafy seadragon) is the source of this 10384-nucleotide messenger RNA. RefSeq names its product collagen, type VII, alpha 1 (gene col7a1). The record is from RefSeq and is a predicted model, not a curated record. The transcript is spliced from 114 exons. NCBI's taxonomy places the organism in Eukaryota, Metazoa, Chordata, Actinopteri, Syngnathiformes, Syngnathidae. Bases 313 to 9054 code for a protein of 2913 amino acids. Gene Ontology annotation, molecular function: protein binding.